GUUCACUUUCGGUCCGUCUUCCUUUCUUGCACCUCGACGUCAAUGUCCCGAAAGUCUGCGAUCCCGUCCUUGGAGGCAUCUCAGCAAACUCACAUUGACGACCUUGUCCAACGAAAUCGUUCUCUGGAGCAUUCCGCCAAGUUGAUUCGCGAUGAACUCGACCAGGAAAAGACUCGUUCCAAGCAUGCCUUGUCCGAGGUGCAUAAACGAUGGAAGGCUGACCAAAAGGAGUGGCGCGAAGGCAUCGAUGUGCUAUUGUCCUGCCAUAAUAUUUCUCUCUGGCACAAGAUCAUCGACCUCCAAACCGAGAGGCUCAACUUUCUCAAAGAGGAAGAUGAUAUAAGGCUAGGGAAGAUUGCUCGCCUGCAGCGGGAUUUCAAGAUUACACAAUUCCAGCAGAGUGAGAGUCAACAUAUCUCUACGCAGGAACGCUUGGCGGCAGAAAUACAGGCUUUGCACAGGAAGCAGAACACUCAAAAGGACAAGUGGAAGGCUCAUAGUACUGAGCUCCUCUCUCGCAUUCAAGAUAGGGAAACCAAGCUCGAGGCUGCUACUACGGAGAUUGAUAGAUUGUCGGAGGAAUUGGCCGCUCAACGUGAAGAGACUGCGCGGCAAAAGAACCUGUACCAAUCCACAACACCCCAACUGGAUCGUCUACGUCUGCAAAUAGAGGGUGCCGAGGCAAAGCAAGCCGAACUACAACGAGAGAACGACGAUCUCCGACGUGCCAAACAUGAACUGGACCGCCAGCUUGCAAAAUGGCAAAAUCUCGAGACGAGGGGUGGGGCAGACAUGGAGAAGGAAAGAAAGCGACGAAUCGAACUCGAGGCUGAAGUUCAGGCUCUUCAGAAUCGGUUGGAGAAAUCGAAAGAGAAGGAGAAGCACAAGGUUGAAAAGUUGAAGGAGUCUCUGACAGAGUGGCAGACCCACGCAGAGUCGGAGCAAGAGGUUUUGGAAGAUACAAAGCGACGUCUUGAGCAAGCCGAAAAGAAGAACGCAAAACUGAUGACAGCGCUAGAGAAAGAACGCGCCAAGACAAAGAGUCUUGCUACAGAGGCAAAGACAUCCAAAGCCGCUGUGGUCAUCGACGAAGAAGACAGCGAAGGAGAAGAACAAACCAAACCCCCAGGAUCUUCGCAUACAUCCACGCCUGAGCCCCCGCCCAAGCCCAAGCCCAAGCCCCGGCCGAAGUCUAAGGCCAACCCUGCUCCUAAAGUUUCCAAGGUGGAAACCACUGAAGAGAGUGCCGAGGUUGAAGAUUUCUUGCUAGGGACGAAGGAAGGCAAAGGCAAAGGCAAAGUUACUGAAAGCAAGACCAAACCCUCCAAGUCUCGAUCUAAGUCACCGUCGGACAAGCCCGAGGAUAGUGACAUUGAGGAAAUACCGGCUCCGAAACCUAAAGAAAAGGAGAAAGAGACGACCAAAGGAAAAUUGAAACGCAAGGCAUCCAGUCCUGACAGUGUCGUUGAAGUGAAGAAGAAGAGAGCUGGCAGUGAGGUGAAGGACAUACCCCCCAAGGCCAAACGAGCGAGGUCCGUGACGGCCAGUCGGGCAGACAGCGUUCAGCUUGUCGAUGAAGGCACGGUGGAGGCCCCAGUAAAGAAAGCAGCCAGACGAAAGAUCAACGUCAUCCCAUCACCCUUUGCGUUCAACUUUGGUGUUCAGGAGGGUGCUAGUGGUUUGAACAUACCGACAGCUUUAUCUCCGGUGAAAGAAUCUGAAGUACCGCCCCGUAGUUUUAGUAGCACACUCAGUAAAUAUACUGGGAGUAUCGCACGUCGAGCAUAGAACUAUUUGUA
Desarmillaria tabescens is the source of this 1799-nucleotide messenger RNA. RefSeq lists its product as uncharacterized. The transcript is spliced from 5 exons. Lineage: Eukaryota; Fungi; Basidiomycota; Agaricomycetes; Agaricales; Physalacriaceae. Bases 43 to 1788 code for a protein of 581 amino acids. The record is from RefSeq and is a predicted model, not a curated record.